Molecule: messenger RNA, 916 nt
Organism: Biomphalaria glabrata
Lineage: Eukaryota; Metazoa; Mollusca; Gastropoda; Planorbidae
Product: somatostatin receptor type 5-like
Exons: 6
Coding region: 78-872 (264 amino acids)
Biological process (GO): G protein-coupled receptor signaling pathway
Cellular component (GO): membrane
Molecular function (GO): peptide binding; G protein-coupled receptor activity
Source: RefSeq, a predicted model, not a curated record
CCUAUUUGUCUCAAGUUAUCUUAGGUGAAUGGGCGUGCGGAGAGUUUCUAUGUAAAGUUCACGCUGUGGCAAGAACAAUGUUGGCCAAUAUUACUAUAUCCACGCUGGCCAUCAUAGCCGUCAUAAGGUUUGUUAACAUCGAAGUCUUUGAUAGAGUUCGCAACUUAAAAGGAUACAUCAUUGCCCUGAUAGUUGUCUGGCUGCUGCAAUGCGGGGUCUCCGUCCCCAACGGAAUAUGGAACACAGUUCUGGCCACAACCAAAACUUGCAGCAUCCCGUUUGAGAAUCUGAACCGGACCAAGGAGUACACUCUGAUCGUCCGCGUCCUUUGUUUCUUCGUGCCACUGGUUGUCAUGUGGUUGAGCAAUGUCGGGGUUGUCAUCAAGAUGAGAGCUUCCUCUCUGAAAGUCCAGCCUUUUUCAGCUCACAUCAACUACGCCAUGCAACGGCAUCGACGACACCGCCGUGUCACUCUAACCUGUCUGUUCCUGGCUCUAGUCUUCACCAUCAACCUCACCCCGUUCGAGGCGUCUCUUAUUGUCAUUCAUGUGGACAGUGGUCUGACUAAACAGCUGUCCCUCAAUGUCUUGGAGUAUCUGUGGCUCCUGACGGUACUCAAUACCUGUGUGAAUCCGUUCAUCUAUGGUUUCUGUUUUAAAGACUUGAGACAAAGACUUGUUCGGAUAUUAGAAAGCAUCAUGCCUCGAGCAACAAACAAAUCCUCCACAAACAACAGAGAUCCAAUCACUGAUAAAACGCGAAGAAAUCUUCCAAGACAAGAUUCCAUUAGGAUUGACGUCAAUCAAAGAUCGCCAUCAUCGGACCACACCAUCAGAAAUCAGCUCCACGUUCACGUCAUCACGUCCACGUGACCCGAAGGUCCAAGAUACUAGUUCAUUAAAUUGGAUGAAACCAA